AUCAGCGGCCCGUCAACUUAAACCAGGCAACGCCGCAACGCACAAAGCCUGUCGAACCGCAUCGCACAAGGCCGAUCGCGACAUUGCAGCGCAUCAUUACGAGAAUACAAGACAUUGCGCGAGCGAGUAGUGGACGUCAUGGCGGCCAACAACCAGGCUUUCUACGAGCUGUACCGAGGAAGCAGCAUCGGUCUGGCCCUGACUGAUACCCUCGACGAUCUCAUCGCCCAUGUGAACCCGGAGACGAACCAGCCCGAACCUCUCAUCCCACCGCAACUGGCUAUGAAGAUCCUCGCGUCCUUCGACCAGGCCAUUGCCGAGGUGCUGCAGAAGAACGUUAAGAACCGCCUGUCGUUCAAGGGAAGCCUCGAUACCUACCGAUUCUGCGACGAGGUCUGGACAUUCUUGAUCAAGAACGUGACCUUCAAGAUGGAUCACGGUCACCCACCCGUCACGGCGGACAAGAUCAAGAUUGUCAGCUGCAACGCAAAGAAGCCCGGAGAGACAUAGAUUUGUUUGCUGCAUCAGCCAGUUUGGUCGACUUGCUGGGGUAUCAUUUCAUAUACGGUUGGGGAAUGCUGCAUUUGGACGGAGUUGACGGGAGCUCAUUGGACUUUGGAUGGGGUUUCGGCGUUUGGGGAUUAUAGGUUAUGCAACGUGAGAAAGGUCAUAUGACUCCAGAUCAAUCGAAUUCGCAUCAGACACUCAUGAA
Molecule: messenger RNA, 712 nt
Organism: Emericellopsis atlantica
Lineage: Eukaryota; Fungi; Ascomycota; Sordariomycetes; Hypocreales; Bionectriaceae
Product: transcription initiation factor IIA, gamma subunit-domain-containing protein
Exons: 3
Coding region: 139-510 (123 amino acids)
Biological process (GO): RNA polymerase II preinitiation complex assembly; transcription initiation at RNA polymerase II promoter
Cellular component (GO): transcription factor TFIIA complex
Molecular function (GO): RNA polymerase II general transcription initiation factor activity; TBP-class protein binding
Source: RefSeq, a predicted model, not a curated record